Hermetia illucens (black soldier fly) is the source of this 801-nucleotide messenger RNA. RefSeq lists its product as uncharacterized. The coding region runs from base 122 to 733 and encodes 203 amino acids. The record is from RefSeq and is a predicted model, not a curated record. The transcript has a single exon. Lineage: Eukaryota; Metazoa; Arthropoda; Insecta; Diptera; Stratiomyidae.
AAAAUAAUUUGACCGUCGUCAUCAAUUUUGGCAACUUCUAAAUUCCUCAUGUCAAAAUUCCUAGUGCAAUUAUUAAGUAGCUAUAAAAUAUCAAAACCCCAUAAAGUCUUUGUUUUUUAAAAUGCUACCAUUCCGUAUAUACCGUUUGAAAACAUCUCUUCAUAACUUCUUUUUGAAUCACUACCACCUAGUUAUUAUAGUAUCUACAAUUGUCGCCUCCUUAACGGGCUAUUUUCAUUUGCAAUUGUACUAUUACGACCAUGACUUCCUGUACUGGUGCAACUCCCUCUCGGAGCUCUACAAACGCUACGAGUUCCUAUUCCUGGCCACAAUGGCGACAGUUCUGUUAAUUAAACUCUUGGUGACAUUUUUGCUAUUUGCAGUAAAUACUGGUCCGAUGGAGUGGUUCGAUGACUUGACGAGGUUGGAGGUGAAGAAGCGCUACGCUGACUUCCUGUUCAUCCGUCUGGUGAGUGAGAUUAGUCAAAUCAAAGAACGCGAAUUGAGGAGUAAGGCCAUCAUUUCGGUUGCGAGUUUCAUCCGGGCGCAUGAGGAGAUACAAGAGAAAAUCGCUCGUUUCCGCAAGGAUGCUCGGAAGCUAUUCCAACCGAAUGAGGUUGAGGCUUCUCUACCACCAGAGGAAGUCUACGAUACAGAGGAAGAGCAACUCGACGACAAAUAUGCACAUCUGAAGAUUGAAGAGGAAGUUAUCAAGAAAAUGGUUAAUCCAUGAACUGUAGAUAAAAACAUUGUUCAGAAAAGCUAUUUUGAUAGAAUAUACAUAUGAUCCAUCAAUCAUUA